Messenger RNA from Punica granatum (pomegranate), 2132 nucleotides. Lineage: Eukaryota; Viridiplantae; Streptophyta; Magnoliopsida; Myrtales; Lythraceae. The record is from RefSeq and is a predicted model, not a curated record.
GCAAGUGAAAUAGAAACAGAGCUUUCUUAUGAGACCCACACAAACAUCUCAGUUACGAGACCUGCUGAGAUGACUGUUAGAAGAAGAACAGCCAAUUAUCAGCCGACAGCUUGGAGUCACAGUUUUGUGCAGUCCAUUAAGACCGACACUGCGGAUGCAUUCCAAGCCAAGAGGAUAGAUGCGCUUGAAGAAGAGAUCAGAGCUGCCAUGAACGAUGAUAAAGCGGAGCCUUUUGCGAUCUUGUUGCUGAUUGAUGAUGUACAACGCAUGGGUUUGGGGUACCGAUUCGAGGAAGACAUCGAGAGAGCUCUCUAUAGAUAUGUUUGUCGAGGAGAGUGCAUCGGAAGUAAAGACCGGACAUUAUUCACCACCAGUCUCGCCUUCAGGCUUCUCAGACAACAUGGCUUCGAGGUCUCCCAAGAUGUUUUCAAGAGUUUCACGGAUGAGAGUGGGAAAUUCUUGAACAACCUUGAAGACGACAUCAAGGGAAUACUGGGCCUGUACGAGGCAUCGUAUAUGGCCUUUGAAGGGGAACUAAUCUUGGAAGAGGCCAAGACAUUCAGUACCAAACAUCUUCGACACUUCAUCAAUCUUGGCAAUAUCAAAACAGGUCUCGAUGACCAAGUGAAGCACUCACUCGAACUACCUCUGCACUGGAGGAUGCAGUGGCAGGAGGGGCGAUGGUACAUUGACACUUACUCUAAGAGGAAGAACAUAAUUCAUGGGCUCCUCGAGCUUGCUGUUUUAAACUUCAACACGGUGCAACAGAUACUCCAGGAAGAUCUCCAAUAUACGUCGAGGUUUAAUCGGUGGUGGAACGAAAUCAGUCUAGCGAACAAGUUGCCAUUUGCACGGGACAGAUUAAUGGAAUGCUUCGUCUGGACAGUUGGAAUGGCUUAUGAGCCCCGUUUCAGUAACUGUCGGAAAGGCCUAACAAAAGUCACCUCUCUGAUCACGAUCAUUGACGAUGUGUAUGAUGUCUAUGGAACUCUUGAUGAACUCGAGCUCUUCACUGAUGCUGUUGAGAGGUGGGAUGUGAAAGUUGUGGAUAACCUUCCACAAUAUAUGAAGGUAUGCUACCUGGCUCUGUACAACACAGUACGUGAGAUGGCUUAUUACGCUCUCAAGGAGCAUGGACAAAACAUCAUCCCUUACCUAACGAAACCGGCGGAGCUGGAAAUGGGAGAGACCGCAAGCUCAAUCACUUGCUACAUGCUGGAAAAAGGGGCUUCCGAGGAAGUUGCUCGCGAGCACAUUAACAAGUUUAUAGUCUUGGCCUGGAAUAAGAUGAACAAGCAACAUCAGGUCUGCAACUCGAUGUUCGGGAAAUCAUUCAUCCAAAUGGCUUUCAACCUUGCCAGGAUUUCCCACUGCACAUGCCAUGAUGGAGAUUCCCAUGGAGCACCGGAUAUUAGAUCGAAGAAACGGGUCCAUUCGCUACUAAUUGAGCCCAUCACUAUUACUGGUAAAAGGAAUAGUAACAAGGGAUCCCACGAGCGGAAAGUCCAGGUCUUUUCAGAAGAUCAUCGGGUCAAGUGUUUUUCAGAAGCAGGGAUAUCACAUCUAUGAUUCUCAUGCAUUAUGCAUAAAUUACAGCUCAUUUAUGUGAAUAAAAUACAGAAAAAAUUGUCGGGAACAAACAGUUAUUACCCUUUGGUUACCAAACAUUAUGGUGCAUUUGAAUUCACAGUUAAAGUAACUUUGAUUUUGAUUUUGAUUUUCAUUGUGGAAAAGGACAAAUGAAAUGGGAGUAUAAAUUUGACUUGAAAAAUGUGUAUUUUUGUUGUGUAAUGUGUUGAGUUAAAGUUAAAGUUUUUUAACUUACAAUCCAAACAACGUCUAUAGAUUCUUUCCGAAAGUUUUGGCCCCGGCGAUUAUCUAUCUACUGCUCCUCAUUGCCAUGACUAGUUUCCCGUGAACUAUCGUCCCCAAAGGCUGACAACUGACCAAAUCAACCACGCCAAUCUCGAUUGUCAACCUCAAAAUAAUCGAACCCUGAGAAAUAGGCUGCUGCCAAAGUAAAAGAAUGUUAGCUACAGUGUAGCUCAGAAAAUAUAAAAAAUAGAGAUCAACGGGAAAAUUUUAAAUUGAACAGCUCACAGCAGUUGCAGGACUCUACCGAAUUGAACCUC